GUGAUGGAUUCAUUACAUAUCCGAACCGGUCACUAAAAGACCAGUCGCACGUGUUUGGACAAUGUCGAAGCGUGAGAGAUAACGCGUAGAACAACACCAACUUUCCUUUUUCAAACUAAAAAAUCUAAUCUCAUUAAAACAAGAUAAAUCCAUCAACAACAACACUCUCUUUUCCAAUUUUCAUUCUCUCUUUUCCAAUUUUCGGGUUUUGAUUUUCCCAAUGAGCGAUCACUUGGUACUCUUCGUUGACCAACUCGCACGCCCAGUUCCUGUUGACCCUGUUGAGCAGCCUGCGCAGCUUCCUUCCGAACCAUCGCCGUCUCCGGUUGCUGCCGAUGCUGAUGCCGCAUCUGGAUCCUCCGGAUCUGUUUCGCCGGUGGAUCAAGAGGGAGAUGAUCGUGGUGAGGAGGAGCCGUUGAUCCAGACAGUGGAGUGCCGUAUCUGCCAGGAGGAGGAUAGCGUUUCCAAUUUGGAGACUCCCUGCGCUUGCAGGGGUAGUCUUAAGUAUGCUCACAGAAAGUGUGUCCAGCAUUGGUGCAACGAGAAAGGAGACAUUACUUGUGAGAUAUGUCAUCAGCCUUAUCAACCUGGGUAUACAGCCCCACCACCUCGCCCUAAUCCUGAAGAAACCACUAUUGAAAUAGGAGGAGGCUGGACAUUAUCUGGCUCACCCUUGGACUUGCGUGAUCCUCGCCUAUUGGCAAUUGCAGAGGCAGAGCGUCAAUUCCUGGAUGCUGAAUAUGAUGAGUAUGCUGCUUCUAAUGCCAGUGGAGCUGCUUUUUGUCGCUCAGCUGCUCUAAUUUUGAUGGCCCUUUUACUUCUGCGGCAUGCACUCUCUGUAACAGAUGGUGAUUCUUCUGAUGAUGAUCCAUCCAAUUUUUUCUCUCUUUUCUUGCUUCGAGCUGCUGGAUUUCUUUUACCUUGCUAUAUCAUGGCUUGGGCAAUCAGUAUUCUGCAACGGAGGCGACAAAGACAAGAGGCAGCAGCACUAGCGGCAACCCAAGUUGCGUUUGUUCUAAAUUCUGGGCAGCGAAGAGGUCUACAAUUUGCGAUAGCACCAGUUCCUACAGUACAGCAGGAACAAGUGUAGUAUGUAAUUUUUUUUUUACGUGAGACGCCGUGGCAUGUAUGCCAUAUUUUGUUAAUCUUGAUUUUCACAGCUCUAAUAUAUGUACAUAUACCAGCGACGGUAAAACUGCAUGAAUUCGUAAUUAUCCAUUCAAUUUAUCGAUCUGUGAAUGUAUGAAUCUAUCUGGUUAUAAUAAGUAGAGCUUUAUAUGUAAAAUAAAAUGAUGAUCAAGGCUUUGUGUCA
This is a messenger RNA of Lathyrus oleraceus (garden pea), 1312 nucleotides long. RefSeq lists its product as uncharacterized. Gene Ontology annotation, molecular function: ubiquitin-protein transferase activity; zinc ion binding. The transcript is spliced from 8 exons. The coding region runs from base 221 to 1090 and encodes 289 amino acids. Gene Ontology annotation, cellular component: membrane. Lineage: Eukaryota; Viridiplantae; Streptophyta; Magnoliopsida; Fabales; Fabaceae. The record is from RefSeq and is a predicted model, not a curated record. Gene Ontology annotation, biological process: protein ubiquitination.